AUGUCAUCGCAACAAAAAAGCGAAUCCAAUCCCCCUCCUGAACAUCAUCGAUCGCGGGACGACUAUCAAAAAAAAACGCUUCGUGAUCAUGAGGUGUUGGCGGGGGUGUUCUGGCCAUCCACUUCUACUUCUAAUACCACUGUGAAAGUAUUAGAUACGACAUCUACGACGACUACUUUUUCUGUCCAGCAGCAAAAUUUCUUCUUCAAAGCAGCAUUCACCAACGAGGACGACCACAGCGACGGAGUGACCUACUCCGAGGAGUUGCCGUUGGGAUUCAAGAUCGUUAUUAGAUGGAGGGUUGUUGUGUGUGACAACAACAAUAGUAAUAACGACAGCGACGAGGUCAGUAGUAGACAGGGGCUUCUCGUAGAAGAAGAAUCCUCCGUCGUUGCGCCGAAGCCUGUUUCGCGGUUUCUACACUUCAAGAAUGAUGGGGAUGGGGAGAUGAAUCCGAAGACGAGGGUGUUGGUGAGGGCUUUGACGAGUGGGGAUUUUUCUUCUUCUCUGGGAUAA
This is a messenger RNA of Rasamsonia emersonii CBS 393.64, 516 nucleotides long. RefSeq lists its product as uncharacterized. Bases 1 to 516 code for a protein of 171 amino acids. The record is from RefSeq and is a predicted model, not a curated record. The transcript has 2 exons. Lineage: Eukaryota; Fungi; Ascomycota; Eurotiomycetes; Eurotiales; Trichocomaceae.